This is a messenger RNA of Oryza sativa Japonica Group (Japanese rice), 1852 nucleotides long. Its product is annotated as nucleobase-ascorbate transporter LPE1. The record is from RefSeq and is a predicted model, not a curated record. Gene Ontology annotation, molecular function: transmembrane transporter activity. Gene Ontology annotation, cellular component: membrane. Lineage: Eukaryota; Viridiplantae; Streptophyta; Magnoliopsida; Poales; Poaceae. Gene Ontology annotation, biological process: transmembrane transport.
CUUGCGUUUCGCUUCGCUACAAAACCCCCCACCUCCUCCUCCUCCUCCUCCUCCCCUUUCCUCUCUUCCUCAUCCGCUCUCUCUCUCUCUCGUCGUCGACCGCCGCCGUCUGUCGCCGGAGUGGGGGCCAUGGCCCCUGUGAAGGCUGAGGAGCUGGUGGCGUUCGUCCCCAAGGAGCAGUACGACGGCGUCGACUACUGCAUCACCAGCCCGCCGCCAUGGCUGACGGCGGUGCUGUUGGCGUUCCAGCACUACCUCGUCAUGCUCGGCACCACCGUCAUCGUCGCCACCAUCCUCGUGCCCCUCAUGGGCGGCGGCCAUGUGGAGAAGGCGAUCGUGGUGCAGACCAUCCUGUUCCUCGCCGGGAUCAACACGCUGCUGCAGGUGCACCUCGGGACGCGGCUCCCCGCCGUCAUGGGCGCCUCCUACGCCUACAUCUACCCGGCCGUCGCCAUCAUCCUAAGCCCUCGCUUCGCCAUCGUCGUCGACCCCUUCGAGAGGUUCGUGUACACGAUGAGGUCGCUGCAGGGCGCGCUGAUCAUCGCCGGCGUCGUCCAGGCCAUCAUCGGGUUCUUCGGAAUCUGGAGGAUCUUCAUAAGGUUCCUGAGCCCACUCGCGGCGGUUCCGUUCGUGACGCUGUCCGCGCUCGGCCUCUUCUACUUCGCCUUCCCCGGAGUCGCCAAGUGCAUCGAGGUCGGCCUCCCGGCGCUCAUCCUGCUCCUGCUCUUCACCGAGUACGCGGCGCAUUUCUUCGCGAGGGGGAGCUUCCUGUUCGGGCGGUGCGCCGUGCUGGCGACGGUGCUCGUCGUGUGGAUCUACGCCGAGAUCCUCACGGCGGCCGGCGCCUACAACGAGAGGUCCCUCGUGACGCAGUUCAGCUGCCGCGCCGACCGAUCGGGGCUCAUCCAUGGCGCACCCUGGGUCAGGUUCCCUUACCCGUUCCAGUGGGGGUACCCCAUCUUCUUCGCCGACGAUUGCUUCGUCAUGAUCGCUGCCUCUUUCGUCUCACUGAUCGAGUCUACGGGCACGUUGAUGGCGGUGACGAGAUAUGCAGGGGCAACGUUCUGCCCGCCUUCAGUUUUCGCUCGUGGAGUUGGCUGGCAGGGCAUAUCUACCAUUCUGGACGGGAUGUGUGGUACAUUGACAGGAUCAGUAGCUUCAGUUGAGAAUGCAGGUCUGUUGGCCUUGACGCGAGUCGGAAGCAGAAGGGUUAUAAAGAUCUCAGCCUUGUUCAUGAUCUUCUUCUCGCUGUUCGGGAAAUUUGGGGCAAUCAUUGCAUCAAUCCCAUUGCCAAUCUUCUCUGCACUGUACUGCGUUCUCUUCGCUUAUUCAGCUGCUGCAGGGCUCUGCUUCCUCCAGUACUGCAACCUCAACACACUGAGAACCAAGUUCAUCCUCAGCAUCUCCCUGUUCUUGGGCCUGUCCAUCCCACAGUACUUCAGGGAGUACGAGGUGUUCUACGUCUUCGGGCCAGUUCACACCCACUCACCCGCUUUCAAUGUCAUCGUCAACGUGAUCUUCUCCUCGCCUGCGACGGUGGCCGCCAUCCUCGCCUACCUCCUGGACUGCACGCACACCUACUGGGACGGCCCGGUGUGGAAGGACAGGGGCUUCCAUUGGUGGGAGAAGUUCAAGUCUUACAGGCAUGACCCGAGGAGCGAGGAGUUCUACUCUCUGCCGUAUGGCCUCAGCAAGUACUUCCCUUCGUUCUAGGCCAAAGGAUGGCGAGAGGUAGAAGACGAUGCAAUCAUCUGGAGCCUUUAGCUUCACUGCUGUGGCUGUUGCAUGCAAAGCAUUUUGGAUAUGAGAUGUUGUGGAUCUAAUGAAAUGAAACUUAGAAUUUUGGAUGGUA